UCUCUUGUGAAUCAGUGAAACUGCAAAUCAGUGAAGAUGCAUAGUAUGCUCCGAAGAACAAUCUCCAAAGGAGGACGCGAUCGCGAUGCAUUCAUCUCUGGAUAUCUCCGCAUCUCGACGGAGCGAUUUGCCAAUUACUCUACGGCACUUCUGGAGACGGAAGACGCGAUUCCUAAGAUGCCUCCAUGCGAUUACUCACCGCCUCCCUACAAUGGUCCAUCCGCGGCUCAAAUCUUAUCGAAACGCCGCCAGUUCCUCAACCCUUCCGUCUUCCAUUUGUAUAAGGAUCCUAUAAAUUUGGUAGAUGGAAAGAUGCAGUACUUGUAUGAUGAGGAUGGACGUCGAUAUCUAGAUGCGUUUGGGGGAAUUGCAACGGUUAGCUGUGGCCAUUGUCAUCCAGAUGUGCUUGAUGCUGUUGUUAGCCAGAUGAAGCGGUUGCAACAUUCUACUGUACUCUAUCUGCAUCCUGCUAUCACCGAUUUUGCUGAGGCUCUGGUAUCAAAGUUACCUGGUGAUCUUAAGGUUGCUUUCUUCACUAAUUCUGGUACAGAGGCUAAUGAACUGGCUCUGAUGAUGGCCCGGCUAUACACAGGCUGCAAUGACAUUGUAUCUAUUAGAAAUGGUUAUCAUGGAAAUGCAGCUGCGACGAUGGGAGCAACUGCACAGUCCAGUUAUAAAUUCAAUGUUGUCCAGACUGGAAUUCACCAUGCCCUAAAUCCAGAUCAGUAUAGAGGUGUCUUUGGAUCUGAUGGACCAAAAUAUGCUAAGGACGUUGAAGAUCUUAUCGCAUAUGGUACUUCUGGUCGGAUUGGAGGGUUUAUUUCUGAAGCCAUUCAGGGAGUGGGAGGCAUAUUAGAGUUGGCACCAGGUUAUUUACCGGCUGUAUACAGCAGCGUGAGAAAGGCAGGAGGUGUCUGCAUAGCCGAUGAGGUGCAGUCGGGGUUUGCUCGCACAGGCAGCCACUUUUGGGGAUUCGAGGCUCAUGGUGUUGUUCCUGACAUUGUGACCAUGGCAAAAGGCAUAGGAAAUGGGCUUCCUCUUGGGGCAGUGGUAACAACUCCAGAAAUUGCAAAGGCUCUGAGCAAUGGGUUUUACUUGAACACAUUUGGUGGAAAUCCUGUGUGCACUGCUGGUGGCUUAGCCGUGCUUAAAGUGAUAGAAAAAGAAAAGCUACAAGAAAAUGCAUUUGAAGUGGGAAAUUAUCUCAAAGACCGUCUCAUUUCCCUCAAAGAAAAGCAUGACAUUAUUGGAGAUGUUAGAGGAAGAGGUUUGCUGCUUGGAGUUGAACUUGUAACUGAUCGUCAAUUGAAAACUCCAGCUAAAGUUGAAACAUUGCAUAUCAUGGAACAGAUGAAAGAAAUGGGAGUGCUGAUUGGGAAAGGAGGUUUCCAUGGAAAUGUGUUCAGGAUUACUCCUCCCCUCUGCUUCACCAAACAAGAUGCAGAUUUUCUGGUCGACAUAAUGGACUACAACAUGUCGAAGAUGUGAAUGGUCGUAAGAAAGAAAGGAGAUGAUGAGCCACCAUCUCGAUGUCUCUCAAUUUCCUGUCUGUCUUAAUAAUGAAUUGUAUUAGUUUAUCUUGAAAUUUAAGAACCCAACCGUGUAUAAUAUUAAAUAAAAAAAAUGAUUGUUGGUGAAUACUAUUUAUUAAUUGUUAUCCAAUUCACAUAAGGGUUUCUCCUUUACUUGUUCA
Messenger RNA from Impatiens glandulifera, 1693 nucleotides. RefSeq names its product alanine--glyoxylate aminotransferase 2 homolog 3, mitochondrial-like. NCBI's taxonomy places the organism in Eukaryota, Viridiplantae, Streptophyta, Magnoliopsida, Ericales, Balsaminaceae. The record is from RefSeq and is a predicted model, not a curated record. Bases 37 to 1488 code for a protein of 483 amino acids. Gene Ontology annotation, molecular function: pyridoxal phosphate binding; transaminase activity. Gene Ontology annotation, cellular component: mitochondrion. The transcript has 9 exons.